GGGGACACGGUGUCUCAGGCUGAGCACCUCUCUCUCCUCUCUCUCUCUCUCCCUCGGGAGGUAAUCCCCACCAUGUGAGUAGGCGGUGCGGGUACCGGAGGCGUGUUUUUUUCUUUUUUGCCCCCCCAUUUAUUCAAAUGCUGCUGUACAUAUAAAAAGAGUGCCUGCGUGCGUCAGAUAGUUUUCUCCAAUGGGUAAAGGUGACUAAAUACUUGUUGUCUCUCUCGCCGGCCCAGUCGCAUCCUAUCGGCAGGGGGAAGAGAUGAUGCACGACUCCGGCGGUGUCCAAAUGGCGAGGGCGCUGAAGCAUUCAGCCCUGUGCCUGAUGCUGCUGCCCCGCUUCCUGCUGGCCGCCGUCAUGCUGUGGCUCCUGGAUUUCUUGUGUAUUCGGAAAAAAGUAUUGCUGAAAAUGGGGGAGAGCCAGGACGGGCCGGACGACCCGCCGGUGUGCGUCUCUGACUCUAAUAAGAUGUUCACCUUGGAGUCCCUCAGGGCCGUGUGGUACGGCCAGAAACUGGACUUUCUCAAAUCGGCUCACCUCGGACGCGCGGCUCCAAACACCGAGGUGAUGCUGGUGCAGGAGCGGCGGCAGGUCCGGAUCCUGGACUGCAUGAAAGGGAAGAGACCGCUCAUCCUUAACUUUGGCAGCUGCUCCUGACCGCCAUUCAUGACGCGCCUGACGGCGUUUCAGCGCGUCGUGAGUCAGUACGCAGACAUUGCGGACUUUUUAGUUGUAUAUAUCGAGGAGGCGCAUCCUUCGGACGGCUGGGUGAGCUCGGACGCGCCGUAUCAGAUCCCCAAGCACCGCUGCUUGGAGGACAGACUCAGAGCCGCUCAGCUGAUGCUCGCCGAGGUGCCCGGCAGCAACGUGGUGGUGGAUAAUAUGGACAACUCGUCCAACGCCGCGUACGGAGCCUACUUUGAGAGACUUUACAUCGUGAUGGAUGAGAGAGUGGUGUACCAGGGGGGCAGAGGUCCAGAAGGAUACCGGAUUUCAGAGCUCAGAAACUGGCUGGAGCAAUACAGGAACGAUCUGAUGAAUUCCCAAACAGCGGUGCUCCAUGUGUAGUUAUUAAAAGAUGCCCAUUUCUGCUUCAAGUGUCCAACUCACAGUGCAAAAUAUUCAGAUGCUGCUAUUCACACACGACACAUUAUGUUGUUUUUUCCUCGCGUGCAGAUAUUCAGGACUCUUUGACAAAUAGCCUAAAGUCAUGUUGAAGCAUAUAGGCUGUUAUAUUGUGCUUGUUCUUGAACUUAAUUGAUUGCUCAUAGCGAUUGUCUCUUUCUUUCGUCUCGCUCCGGUGUCUCUGUGAAGUUCGGUUUUUAAAAGGCGAAGCCAGAAAACCGGCACUGAUGUUCCUGACACCGGGAGCGGGCUCCAUGUUAGCAGGAUGCCUUCCUCAAUGAUGGAUUGCCCAACUGAUGUAAUGUUGAAACAAUGUAACUGAACAAAUGUUUUUAAUAAAAGUCGGAUCACACGUGGAUGAUUUGCUGUCGACUUGUGGAGCAAAACAUCUUUAAGUUCCUGCUUUUGGUUAUGGUAUUAGGGUUUAAUUUAAUACACAGUAAACUAAAUUACAAAA
Molecule: messenger RNA, 1583 nt
Organism: Plectropomus leopardus (leopard coralgrouper)
Lineage: Eukaryota; Metazoa; Chordata; Actinopteri; Perciformes; Serranidae
Product: thyroxine 5-deiodinase-like
Biological process (GO): thyroid hormone metabolic process
Molecular function (GO): thyroxine 5'-deiodinase activity
Source: RefSeq, a predicted model, not a curated record